Hansenula ciferrii is the source of this 2208-nucleotide messenger RNA. Its product is annotated as F-box protein. Bases 1 to 2208 code for a protein of 735 amino acids. Gene Ontology annotation, molecular function: protein binding. The record is from RefSeq and is a predicted model, not a curated record. The transcript has a single exon. Lineage: Eukaryota; Fungi; Ascomycota; Saccharomycetes; Phaffomycetales; Wickerhamomycetaceae.
AUGACAAGAAACAAUGGAACGGUUGAUGAACGCUUGAGGCUUGAUGGCCAUUCACCAAGUGUCAAACGCUUGAAACAAAAUGAAAAACGCUUGAAUCAAAAUCAAUUUCUUAAUCUUCCAGAUAUAGCAUUGGAAAGGAUCGCUUCAAUGCUAAGUCCAAGGAGUACGCUAAAACUCAUGCGUGUAAACAAAAGGUUCAUCAAAGCAUGCAAAAAACGCUUAUACCGAAAACUUAUUAUUAUUCAGGAUAAAGAUGAUCGCUAUUUAUACAAACUUGCAAAAGCUGCGAAAGGUACAAUUAUAACCGGAAAAAGAAUAAAAGGAUUCUUCACUUUACACAAAAGUUUAGAUGCUGCUGAAAGAUUAGAAGAUUUAUCAUAUGUCAAUGAAUUUAUCUAUUACAGAGAGGAAAAAUCCAAAGAUCAACUGCUGGAUGACAUUGUGAACGAAUGUUGGGAUGAUGUUGUUAACAAUAUGCAAAAUCUGAAAUCGUUCAUAGCACCUAAGUUAAAUAUCAAAGCACUGGACUCAUCAUGGGAUAAAUCACACAUAACAAAUCUCACUAUAGAGAUACUGAACUCUGAUAACAAGGAUAUUGGGAUGUUUGAUUUAAUGUUGCCAAACUUAAAGUCAUUAUGCUUAAGUUUCUCUGAAGAACUAAUGGAUGAUGGUACAAUUCCAAACACUUUAUUGGUCAUAAUUAGGGCUUUAAGAUCAAAGGAAUUCCAAGAAAACAAAACAUUGGAGACCUUGGAGAUUAACGCAGAUUUUGGUUUACAAGAUUUGAAUACUGAACGUCAUCUACGGGACUCAGUCAAGUGCUCGACCAAUUAUCCAGGUUUAUUCUCUUCAUAUGUCAUGGGGUCCAAGAGUACCAAUAACCAUUCAAGACCAACAUAUCCUACUCCUAGUUUUAGCUCAUGUGUUGAAGAGCGCAAUUAUCAUGAAAAUCUGAGACGUGAUCUUAAUUCUAGAGACCCAGAGUUAGAAGUUCUGAUUUUUGGAAAGGAAUUAUCUGCUAGAGAAUCAAAUUUCGAAGAACCUCAAAUCCAUGAACUUGAUAAAAACCACCCUCUAGAGCGUAUUGUCUUAGAAGAAAAUGAUAGAUUAUAUCAGAGACCGCCAUUCAGGUCUGGUGAAUCGGACCAUGAUUAUAGCAGCUAUGAAGAGAAACUCGCUGAGAAAGACAUGGCCUUAAAGCUUAGGUCGAUCGACAGCUUCAGACCUGGAUAUCUAAAGAAUGGAUCUAUACUUAGUUUUGGACCGGUAUUUGAAAUCAUAUCAGAACUUAUCAAUAUUCUACAUAGAGAGAAGAUAAUUUUGAGUAAUGUCAAAACUCUCAAAUUCUCCAAUAUGUUAAUGAGUGCUCAAACUUUUUACCGAGCUGAUCGAGUCCCAUAUAAUGUUGCUUUUGAUUCAGUGUUUCCAAACUUUUACCAGAUCAUUGAAACUUUAUCCCUAAAUAACUUGUUUGAACCCAAUUUUAUUAAGUUUGAUAAAGCUAAUAAGUCAUAUGAGUUUUGGGGUGGAGAAGAUGCAGUAGAGCUUCAUCCUGAAGCCUAUGAAAGAACUGAAUCAUUUUUGGCAGGUUUUAUUGACUCCACAAGACAAUUUGAUAACUUAAAAAAGCUCAAAUUUUUUUGUAUACCAAGAAAAUCUCAGAUUUAUUCUCCAAAUGCUGAAGUCAUAUUUUUUACACCUGAGGAAGAAAAGAAGAUGUUCUCUUAUGCUGACCUUUUUGGUGAAUUUCUCAAUCAAUGUCCUCAAUUGGAAGAACUUGAAGCUGUGGCAUCAGUAGAAGUGAAACUUACAGAUUUUUAUAACAUAAUUUCCAAAGCACCAUCAAAGAAUAAAUUAAAGAGAUUGUCAUUUAUUUCACCAGAUAUGAUUCCUUCAUAUAUUACAAAGUUCUCAAAUCUCAAGGUCUUUAAGAAAUUCAAACAUUUCAGCGAUGUGAACAAUGUCACAAAUUAUCAGAAUACAAUUAAUAAAAUUGCAGCUGAACAUUUCAUUGAAGCUUUCAAAACUGAGAAUUAUGAAUACUCAGCUUUAUCAGAUUAUAACAAUAAGGAUGUUGAGAUAAGAUUUUUUACAAAUCAAUAUAAUUAUCUGUUUGCAGAACAAGUUGAAGAAUUUUUCAAACUCUGUCCACAUUUGGAAAAAUUCAAAUAUUUCGGUUUCACAUUCAAUAGAUGGUCAUUUAAGUGA